Molecule: messenger RNA, 1373 nt
Organism: Arabidopsis arenosa
Lineage: Eukaryota; Viridiplantae; Streptophyta; Magnoliopsida; Brassicales; Brassicaceae
Source: the annotation of a GenBank genome assembly
UAUCUAGAUCCAACCAAAUCUCCCCGUAAUCUCUCUCAGGUUUUAAAGUCUUGAAUGAUGCUGAAGUACGCUAAGGAUCCAACAUUGGUCUUUUGGGAUAUCAAGACGUGUCCGGUUCCCUCUGCCUGUGAUGCUAGUCGGGUCGCUCCGUGUAUUAGACGGUUUCUGAAGGAUUCAGGCUACUCUGGUCCUGUCACCAUCGUUGCUGUUGGCCUACUAACAGACGUCCCUUCUGACGUCCUACAAGCGGUCUCUUCCACUGGAAUCGUUCUUAACCACGUCUCCUACGGUUCCGUAGGCAUUUUGUCAACAAUAUACGAUUGGAUCAAUUUUAGUGACCCUCCGACUAAUAUCAUGUUCAUAUCCUCCAAUCCCUCAUUGCACAUUCCUGCCAAUAAAGGUCUUCUCAGAUACAAUAUUUUUCGGCUGUUUCCAUGUGAUUCUCCUAAUCCAGAAUCCCUCUGGAAAGACUUUCUUCUGGAAGCCUCACUUAAGUGCACUGAAACGGGUGAACCUGCCCGCUGGCUUUGCUCAGUAUGCUUUAAGGUUAAAGGCCAAGGCUUUGAAAAUUUCACCACGCAUCUCAAUACUCUAGAACAUGCACAGGAGGCCUCGUACAUGGAUGAGAGGGCUAAGUCUGUAAUGGUCUUUUGGGACAUCAACCGCUUUCCUGUUCCCCCUGGCUAUGAUCCUCGUCGGGUCGGUCCCUGUAUUAAACGGUUUUUGAAGAAUGAAGGCUACUCUGGUCGUAUCACCAUCGUUGUCAUUGGCCUACUAUCAGACGUCCCUGUUGAUGUCCUGCGUGACCUCUCGUCCACCACUGGAAUCGUUCUUAGGAACGUCCUCCGCGGUUCCAAAGACUUUGUGAAUUUUGUCUAUGUGUGGACCUAUAGGGUUUCAUCUCCAGCUCAUAUGAUGCUCAUAGGCCCCUGUCCAGAGGAUAUCAUUUGGAGUCUACAAAAGUUGGGAUACAACAUUAUUCAGCUGUUUCGUCGUAAUGUAGUGUCCCUCUGGAAAAAAUUUCUUCUGAAAGAUUCAAAGACACUUGAGGAGGAUAAGUGCAGUGAGACGGGUGAACCUGUCCCCUGGGUUUGCUCAGCAUGCAGAGACAAUAUUUGUGGCCAGGGCUUUGAAAAUUUCACCAUGCAUCUCGAUAGUAAAGAACAUGGACUGGAGAUGUCGAAGCGGCUCUCUGUGCCUUGGAGCUAUGAGAAAGACGAGGAGGCGGUUGAAGCUGGAGAUCAGGCUCAUCCGGAGAGUGCCACCAUGGUGAGUUGAGGAAGCAACCAAAGGCCUGUUUUAAUAUCUGAAAACAUUGAGAUUUCUAAAUUUUAGUUUGGUUUGCCUAAAUUUGACCCCAUGUUAUCCUGAUU